UUGGGUAGCUUUCUGCCUCUUGUCAGCUUUAAUGUCUUGUAAUCUUUGAUGUCAUUUCACUUCCCCUUUCUCCCUUUGUUUCGAUGUGCUUUAACUUUUUUCAAUGUCAGCGCUGGCUUUCCGGUGCGAAAUCGUCGGCGUGGAGUUGUCUUGAGUAGCUCGGAUGGAGUGACGGAUCGAUGGCGUCCUACCAUUGGCCAGGUGUGGUCGACCGGUCGCGGCCUAGACUCCUCGUAGGUCCGCAGGACUGCUAUUAAAUAGGAUCAGGCAAGAGAACAGUCAUUCGUUUCUUCGCUCUAAUCCUAGUCGAGAAGAACAUCGCACCUGCCUGUAUCAUGUCUGGACGCGGCAAAGGAGGCAAGGGUCUCGGAAAGGGAGGCGCCAAGCGUCACCGCAAGGUGCUUCGCGACAACAUCCAGGGCAUUACCAAGCCCGCCAUCCGUCGUCUGGCUCGCCGAGGCGGCGUCAAGCGCAUCUCCGGCCUCAUCUACGAGGAGACCCGAGGUGUUCUCAAGGUCUUCCUGGAGAACGUGAUCCGCGACGCAGUGACCUACACCGAGCAUGCCAAGCGCAAGACCGUCACCGCCAUGGACGUUGUCUACGCUCUCAAACGCCAAGGCCGUCGCUCUCCACAAUCUGCCGACUACUCUUAUUGUCGUGCACUUCGGCGUAGACAAAGUUUAUUCGACAUGGCACGUACCAAGCAGACCGCCCGUAAGUCCACCGGUGGCAAGGCCCCCAGGAAGCAGUUGGCAACCAAGGCCGCUCGCAAGAGCGCCCCGGCUACCGGCGGCGUCAAGAAGCCUCACCGCUAUAGGCCCGGCACCGUGGCCCUGAGAGAGAUCCGUCGCUACCAGAAGUCGACGGAGCUGCUCAUCCGCAAGCUGCCCUUCCAGCGCCUGGUGCGGGAGAUCGCCCAAGACUUCAAGACCGACCUGCGCUUCCAGAGCUCGGCGGUCAUGGCUCUGCAGGAGGCCAGCGAGGCCUACCUGGUCGGUCUCUUCGAGGACACCAACCUGUGCGCUAUCCACGCCAAGCGGAACAUCGCACCUGCCUGUAUCAUGUCUGGACGCGGCAAAGGAGGCAAGGGUCUCGGAAAGGGAGGCGCCAAGCGUCACCGCAAGGUGCUUCGCGACAACAUCCAGGGCAUUACCAAGCCCGCCAUCCGUCGUCUGGCUCGCCGAGGCGGCGUCAAGCGCAUCUCCGGCCUCAUCUACGAGGAGACCCGAGGUGUUCUCAAGGUCUUCCUGGAGAACGUGAUCCGCGACGCAGUGACCUACACCGAGCAUGCCAAGCGCAAGACCGUCACCGCCAUGGACGUUGUCUACGCUCUCAAACGCCAAGGCCGCACCCUCUACGGCUUCGGUGGCUAA
Molecule: messenger RNA, 1373 nt
Organism: Branchiostoma floridae (Florida lancelet)
Lineage: Eukaryota; Metazoa; Chordata; Leptocardii; Amphioxiformes; Branchiostomatidae
Exons: 3
Coding region: 336-1373 (345 amino acids)
Biological process (GO): nucleosome assembly
Cellular component (GO): nucleosome
Molecular function (GO): protein heterodimerization activity; structural constituent of chromatin; DNA binding
Source: RefSeq, a predicted model, not a curated record